This is a messenger RNA of Procambarus clarkii (red swamp crayfish), 997 nucleotides long. The record is from RefSeq and is a predicted model, not a curated record. Lineage: Eukaryota; Metazoa; Arthropoda; Malacostraca; Decapoda; Cambaridae.
AUGCGCCAAACAACACAUCCAAAGAACAACACUGGUUUUAUAAGGAAGAAAAUCCGUCUCAGUGAAAAGAGUGACAGGGAAGGAAUGAAGCAAAUUGUAUUAGAAGAGGACAAUGGCAAUUGGACGAUUAAUAUUGGUCGUGCUCAUCAAGACCUCACAGGGUCUACCAAUGAUGGUAGUGCUCAUCAAGACCUCACAGAGACCACCAAUGAUGGUAGUGCUCAUCAAGACCUCACAGAGACCACCAAUGAUGGUAGUGCUCAUCAAGACCUCACAGAGACCAGCAAUGAUGGUAGUGCUCAUCAAGACCUCACAGAGACCAGCAAUGAUGGUAGUGCUCAUCAAGACCUCACAGAGACCACCAAUGAUGGUAGUGCUCAUCAAGACCUCACAGAGACCAGCAAUGAUGGUAGUGCUCAUCAAGACCUCACAGAGACCAGCAAUGAUGGUAGUGCUCAUCAAGACCUCACAGAGACCACCAAUGAUGGUAGUGCUCAUCAAGACCUCACAGAGACCACCAAUGAUGGUAGUGCUCAUCAAGACCUCACAGAGACCACCAAUGAUGGUAGUGCUCAUCAAGACCUCAUAGAGACCACCAAUGAUGGUAGUCCUCAUCAAGACCUCACAGAGACCACCAAUGAUGGUAGUCCUCAUCAAGACCUCACAGAGACCACCAGUGAUGGUAGUCCUCAUCAAGACCUCACAGAGACCACCAAUGAUGGUAGUCCUCAUCAAGACCUCACAGAGACCACCAAUGAUGGUAGUCCUCAUCAAGACCUCACAGAGACCACCAAUGAUGGUAGUCCUCAUCAAGACCUCACAGAGACCACCAAUGAUGGUAGUCCUCAUCAAGACCUCACAGAGACCACCAAUGAUGGUAGUCCUCAUCAAGACCUCACAGAGACCACCAAUGAUGGUAGUCCUCAUCAAAACCUCACAGAUACCAACUACAUCGAGGGGACACAACAUUCCACAACUCCCACUAAGAAGGGAUUAU